Ctenocephalides felis (cat flea) is the source of this 3049-nucleotide messenger RNA. RefSeq names its product homeotic protein female sterile-like. The record is from RefSeq and is a predicted model, not a curated record. NCBI's taxonomy places the organism in Eukaryota, Metazoa, Arthropoda, Insecta, Siphonaptera, Pulicidae. Gene Ontology annotation, biological process: chromatin remodeling; regulation of DNA-templated transcription. Gene Ontology annotation, cellular component: chromatin; nucleus.
UGCAAGGACGGUUAAGCCAAGGCCAAUUAUUGGGUCCGUAUAUCUUAACGCAAAGUACUGCUGACAACGAAUAGUUGUUGUAGUGCAAUGGCGUUACUUUUGGUUACGAGCUGACUGAAUCGAUAGUCUCAUACUUGAUUUAGCUACAGCCCGUACUUCAAGAAGUAACCAACAUCAAACAACAUAAUCUUCAAACAACAAAAACUCAAAUCGUCGAGGAUAUCGCGGUGAACCAAGUAUCUCCUUUAGAUCUUUCAUUUCCUAGUCUAUCGCCCCACAUCAGCAAUAACACCGCACAAACUAAAGUCGAUUUGGAUUCGGCACUAUUAUUACCGAUAGAUUCUUCUUCACCGUUACCCCAAUUCAAUUCGAUAUCUGCCGUCAUGGAAAACAAGGAUGGCGGUGCGGCGGCACCAAAUCGUGCUUCCUCCGACACAACCGGCACAAACACUUUAGAACCUGUCAAUGGUAUUGUUCAACCUCCAGUUUUGCCACCUCCUGACAGACCCGGCCGUGUCACCAAUCAAUUACAAUAUCUUCAAAAAACGGUUUUAAAAGCUGUAUGGAAACACGGAUUUGCUUGGCCGUUUCGACAACCUGUCGAUGCGGCCGAAUUAAAUUUGCCUGAUUACCAUAAAAUUAUCAAACAACCUAUGGAUUUGGGAACAAUAAAGAAACGAUUAGAGCACAACUAUUACUGGUCAGGAAAAGAAUGUAUACAAGAUUUCAAUACAAUGUUUACAAACUGCUAUGUAUAUAAUAAACCUGGUGAAGACGUAGUUGUUAUGGCUCAGACAUUGGAAAAAUUAUUUUUGACUAAGGUUGCUGUAAUGCCUAAGGAUGAAAUUGAAGUAGACGCACCUACACAAAAAGGAGCAAAGAAAAAGAAACCUAGAUCCUUAGCUCCUCCAGGAACUCUGGUUGGUAGUGUCAGAGGAAGACCGUCCUCAUCUCUUGGCUCAACAGUAUCAUCUAGUGUACCGAAUGCCAUUCCUAUUCCAGCAAUACCUGCUAUAGGUACUGGUGCACCUCACUCAGUACCUGGCAGCACAAAUACGACAACAACCGCAAUACCUGCAUCAAAUUCUAUAGCGCAUAAUUCUGUAUCAUCCGUCUCUGCUCAAGGGGUUUCACCGUUAACAGAUCCUUUAAGUUUUCAUGUUCCAUCCCAGCCUUUAAAUAACCCAUUGGCAGACGUAGUAGCGUCUCCAGUUUUACCACCUCAAGCACCUGCCAAAGUUAAGAAAGGCGUCAAAAGAAAAGCAGAUACAACAACUCCAACCGCAACAGCUUAUGAUGCUCAUUACGCAAGUCCCAUGGAAUCUAAAAGCGCCAAAAUAUCCACUAGGCGGGAAAGUGGUCGGCAAAUUAAAAAGCCAUCACGACCGGAGCAGGAUGGUUUGGUACCAUUUCAUCAAGCUACUGUGAUGCCAAUCAUGUCUGCUAGUCAACAAGCAGUCCUAGGUCAACAAAAAAUGAAGGAAAAAUUAUCUGAUUCUCUCAAGUCUUGCAAUGAAAUUUUGAAAGAACUGUUCUCUAAAAAACAUUCGAGUUGUGCAUGGCCUUUCUAUAAGCCUGUGGAUGCAGUCAUGUUAGGUCUGCAUGAUUAUCAUACAAUUAUUACUAAGCCAAUGGAUCUAGGGACAGUAAAACAAAAAAUGGAUAAUAGAGAAUAUAGAACAGCUGCUGAUUUCGCUGCAGAUGUUAGAUUGAUAUUUACAAAUUGUUAUCGAUACAAUCCACCUGACCAUGAUGUAGUAACUAUGGCAAAAAAAUUGCAAGAUAUUUUUGAGAACAGAUUCUCUAAAAUUCCUGACGAGCCACUUGGUCAUAUGGGCCUAACUGGCAUGGAUAAAGAUUCAUCGGGUAGUAGUUCUGGUAGUGAUAGUGAAAGCUCAAGUGAUAGUGAUGAUACAGAAGAAGAGAGGAAUUCUAAAUUAAAGGUGCUGGAACAAGAACUGUUGGCAAUGCAGGAGAAAAUGAGAAAGUUGGUUGAGGCAUCAGGUUCCAAAAAGAAGUCCAAGAAAAAAAUGAAAGACAAAAAGAAACCUGGUGCUAUACCAAAUGUUAGUGCAACUGGAAAAUCCAUGGCCAUGGCCCAAUCUCAUUUGUCGAAACAAAAUUCGGUCACAGAUAGUAUAGGGGCUAGUAUAGCAAAUGUGGCGAUGGGUGCAGGAGAUGUGAAGAUUCCCGGUGAUAUACACGGGCAUUCAACCAUUCAUCAUAAUCAGAAAUCUGCACUGCAUCACACGGCAGCUACCACUAGCUCCACGCCAAUCGCAAAAGGGCCUAAAGGACCCAAAGCUGGCACGCGCGGCCCUAAGGCUGGUGCAACAGGUGGCGCCGCGGGUAAGAGGCCGAAGGCAAGCAGCGGUCGUCCCGCAGGCAGUGGAGCGAAUGCAGCCAAUAAAAAGAAGGGUAUGGCUGCACAAGCACCAUUGGACUUUGAAUCGGAAGAAGAAGAUACGGCCAAACCAAUGUCUUACGACGAGAAACGACAAUUGUCAUUGGAUAUUAAUAAAUUGCCAGGGGACAAGUUAGGAAGAGUGGUACACAUCAUUCAAUCACGUGAGCCAAGCCUUAGAGAUUCAAAUCCUGAUGAAAUAGAAAUAGAUUUUGAGACCUUGAAGCCUUCGACGCUUCGAGAGUUGGAGAGCUAUGUCGCUUCAUGUCUACGUAAAAGCCGUAAGCCUUACUACAAGAAGGUGUCUGGAAAAUCAAAAGAUGAACAAAUGGCUGAGAAAAAACAAGAGUUAGAAAAAAGACUUCAGGAUGUAACUGGUCAACUUGGAACUGCCAAGAAACAAAACAAAAAAGGAAAAGACGAAACCGGUAAAGCUGAUGCCGUCCCCUCGGCUGCUGGACGACUGUCUUCAAGCAGUUCUUCAUCGGACAGUUCAAUGUCGUCCAGUUCAUCAGAUUCGAGUUCUUCAGACUCUUCCGAUAGCGAAGCAGGUUAGCCACAACAACAAUAAUGCAAAACGCGAUUCGUUCGAAACAAGGUCUUUAAAAAAAGUUAUUUGUAUGGCUACUACUACACUUUGUAGUA